CCUACAGCAGGGAAAUAGGAGGGGGCUGAGGAAUAUGCUAAUUUCUUCGGAGGAAGUGAGUCUAUAGUUUUGGAAUUCAUUGAAAGUGGAGACGGUAUUUAAGUACUGUAUCCAACUUUGCUUGGUUGGCAGAAGAUUUGAAAGGCCCUCGAAACAGAAUGCAUCAUUUCACUGUUGUUCCAGUAGAAGAGCAAGCUAGAUUGGGGUGUGAAUACCUGGAAGGCCCUAACGGGGUGGAUUACAGGGACACAGGGCAGUGUUCGCGGGAUCCCUACGGCUCCAUUGGCUCAGACGGUCAAGGAAGUUACAAAGAGAACAGUCCAUUUCUCACUGGUGCGGAAGCGACUAAAGGAAAUCACUUUUAUGACAAAAAUCUGGCCUUAUUUGAGGAAGAGCUUGAUAUUCGUCCCAAAGUUUCAUCCUUUCUCAGCCGUCUUGUCAACUACACAAACCUUACACAAGGUACCAAAGAACAUGAAGAUGCAGAGGAAGUUUGUAGGAUGGUUAAAACUCCGUGCAUGGGUACACUGAUGGGUGUUUACCUCCCUUGCAUGCAAAACAUCCUUGGCGUAAUUUUGUUUCUUCGCCUAACCUGGAUUGUUGGCACAGGUGGAGUUCUACAGACCCUUUUGAUUACUCUGAUCUGCUGCUGCUGUACUCUGCUUACAGCUAUUUCAAUGAGUGCAAUAGCUACCAAUGGAGUUGUACCAGCUGGUGGCUCAUACUUCAUGAUUUCCCGUUCCCUUGGCCCAGAAUUUGGGGGUGCUGUGGGUCUGUGCUUCUAUUUGGGGACAACAUUUGCAGGAGCAAUGUAUGUGCUGGGAGCAGUUGAGAUACUUCUGAUGUAUAUUGUUCCUGAGGCUGCCAUCUUCUACUCUCCAAACACUCAUGAGGACGCUAGUGCAAAGCUAAACAAUAUGCGUGUUUAUGGCACUGUCUUUCUCACUUUCAUGGCAAUCAUUGUGUUUGUUGGGGUUAAGUAUGUGAACAAGUUUGCAUCUCUCUUCUUGGCUUGUGUGAUUAUUUCCAUCCUGUCCAUCUAUGCCGGAUCCAUUAAAUCUGUCUUUGAUCCUCCAACUUUUCCGGUUUGCAUGCUGGGCAAUAGGACUCUUUCCAGAGAUAGAUUUGAAAUUUGUGCCAAAACCAUCCUUCUGGACAAUGUAACAAGGACUACAAAACUAUGGGAGCAUUUCUGUAGAUCCUCCAAUUUUUCCACCAGCAUCUGUGAUGAAUAUUUCCUUAAAAACAAUGUCACUGAGAUUGCUGGAAUUCCAGGGGCUGCCAGUGGUAUUUUAAAAGAUAAUCUGUGGAGUAAUUACUUACAGAAGGGGGAAAUCCUGAAAACACCUCAUCUUCCUUCAGUUGAUGUACUGGGCUCCAAAAGUAAUUUCCACCUAUAUGUUCUGACAGACAUCUCAGCUACAUUUACUGUACUUGUGGGCAUUUUUUUUCCUUCUGUGACUGGUAUCAUGGCUGGAAGUAAUCGUUCAGGGGAUCUGCGAGAUGCCCAAAAAUCUAUUCCUGUGGGAACCAUACUUGCUAUUAUCACUACCUCUUUAAUUUAUUUUAGCACUGUUGUUCUAUUUGGUGCUUGCAUUGAAGGAGUGGUUUUGCGUGACAAAUAUGGAGAUGGAGUGAACAAAAACCUGGUUGUGGGGACACUGUCUUGGCCUUCUCCAUGGGUUAUUGUCAUUGGUUCAUUUUUUUCAACCUGUGGAGCUGGAUUGCAGAGCCUAACAGGAGCUCCGCGGUUACUACAAGCAAUUGCCAAUGACAAUAUUAUACCAUUUCUGAGGGUGUUCGGACAAGGAAAAGCAAAUGGUGAGCCGACCUGGGCCCUUCUACUUACAGCUUUCAUAGCAGAGUUAGGAAUUCUGAUUGCUUCGCUGGACAUGGUGGCACCAGUCUUAUCAAUGUUCUUUUUGAUGUGUUACUUAUUUGUUAACUUGGCAUGUGCAGUGCAGACACUUCUGAGAACUCCAAACUGGAGACCAAGGUUUAAAUAUUAUCACUGGGCACUUUCUUUCUUUGGAAUGAGUAUCUGUUUGGCCUUGAUGUUCAUCUGUUCCUGGUAUUAUGCAUUGAUAGCCAUUCUAAUCGCUGGGAUGAUUUACAAGUAUAUAGAAUACCAAGGGGCAGAGAAGGAAUGGGGAGAUGGCAUCAGAGGUCUCUCUCUUAGUGCAGCCAGAUAUGCCUUACUAAGACUGGAAGAGGGGCCACCACACACCAAAAACUGGAGACCUCAACUGUUGGUUCUUUUAAAGCUUGAUGAAGAUCUUCAUGUUAAAUAUCCACGUCUACUCACAUUUUCCUCUCAGCUAAAAGCUGGCAAAGGCUUAACAAUAAUUGGCACCACCCUUCAAGGAAACUUUUUGGAGAGCUAUGGAGAGGUUCAGGCUGCUGAGCAGACCAUUAAAAACAUGAUGGAGAUUGAGAAAGUGAAAGGUUUUUGCCAGGUUGUUGUUUCCAGCAAAGUUCAUGAUGGAAUAUCACAUCUCAUCCAGUCAUGUGGACUUGGAGGAAUGAAGCAUAACACAGUACUGCUGGGGUGGCCAUAUGGUUGGAGGCAGAGUGAAGACCCUCACUCUUGGAAAACUUUUAUUGAUGCUGUACGCUGUACAACUGCAGCUCGCUUGGCAUUGAUGGUGCCAAAAAAUGUGUCCUUUUACCCCAGCAACCAUGAACGCUAUUUAGAGGGAAAUAUCGAUAUUUGGUGGAUUGUGCAUGAUGGUGGUAUGCUAAUGCUCCUGCCUUUUCUACUGAAACAACACAAGGUCUGGAAAAAGUGUAAAAUGCGCAUUUUUACUGUGGCUCAGAUGAAUGACAAUAGUAUCCAAAUGAGGAAAGACCUUGGAAUAUUCCUGUAUCACUUGCGACUAGAAGCAGAGGUUGAAGUAGUGGAAAUGCACAAUAGUGACAUCUCUGCAUACACAUAUGAGCGGACUCUGAUGAUGGAGCAGCGAUCACAGAUGCUUAGACAGAUGCGUCUCACCAAAGCAGAGAGAGAUAGGGAGGCUCAGUUGGUGAAGGAUAAACAUUCCACCAUUCAUGUUGAGAGCUUCUAUUCUGAUGAGGAGGAUGAAGAGGCAGAAUUGCAGCAAGAUAAGAUCCAUAUGACUUGGACAAAAGAUAAAUACAAUGCUCAAUGUAAAAACAGAAACAAAGAAGCAGUGCAUUUUAGAGAGCUUGCAGAUAUAAAACCGAACAGGUCUAAUGUUCGACGGAUGCACACUGCAGUCAGACUAAAUGAGGUCAUAGUGACAAGGUCACAUGAUGCCAAAUUAGUCCUACUCAACAUGCCAGGUCCUCCGAAAAAUAAAGACUGGGAUGAAAACUACAUGGAGUUUCUUGAAGUACUCACUGAAGGUUUGGAAAGGGUCUUAUUAGUGCGUGGCGGAGGGCGAGAAGUAAUCACCAUCUAUUCAUGAUCCAGUAUUUCUGACAUACAAGACAAGAAGGAAAAACUGUCUCUCUUUUACCCUUUUGGUUUAAAGGAUUUGUAAAUUACAUGUUCAUGCAUGUUGUAGACCACUAAUAAACAAAGUCAUUUGAA
Molecule: messenger RNA, 3553 nt
Organism: Xenopus laevis (African clawed frog)
Lineage: Eukaryota; Metazoa; Chordata; Amphibia; Anura; Pipidae
Gene: slc12a4.S
Product: solute carrier family 12 member 4
Exons: 24
Coding region: 159-3428 (1089 amino acids)
Biological process (GO): chloride ion homeostasis; chemical synaptic transmission; chloride transmembrane transport
Cellular component (GO): membrane; plasma membrane; synapse
Molecular function (GO): chloride:monoatomic cation symporter activity; potassium:chloride symporter activity; transmembrane transporter activity
Source: RefSeq, a predicted model, not a curated record